Messenger RNA from Stomoxys calcitrans (stable fly), 382 nucleotides. RefSeq names its product diptericin-D-like. Gene Ontology annotation, biological process: defense response to bacterium. The record is from RefSeq and is marked provisional. Gene Ontology annotation, cellular component: extracellular region. Lineage: Eukaryota; Metazoa; Arthropoda; Insecta; Diptera; Muscidae.
GCUAUAACCAAAGAACAAAGAAGCAUAAUCAUGAAAUUUUUUGGAUUAUAUUUACUUGUCGCCUGCAUCUUAGCUUUCGCCCAUGCUACUCCUCAAUCACCUCCUGCGCAAAUUAAGGAUCCUAAAAUUUAUGCAUCUGGAGGUGGAUCUCCCAAGGAUGGCUACAAUGUAAAUGUGGAUGUUCGCAAAAAUGUUUGGGAGAGUCAAAACGGCAGACACUCCAUAGAUGCUACUGGCGGGUAUUCCCAGCACUUAGGUGGCCCCUAUGGAAACAGUCGUCCAGAUUUUCGUGGAGGGGCAUCAUACACGUAUAGGUUCUAAGUUCACCAUUAGUUUUUGAAGAGCAUGUACCAAAUAUAAUUUAACUUAUUUUAUUUCAAUA